Molecule: messenger RNA, 1810 nt
Organism: Solanum pennellii
Lineage: Eukaryota; Viridiplantae; Streptophyta; Magnoliopsida; Solanales; Solanaceae
Exons: 2
Coding region: 212-1465 (417 amino acids)
Biological process (GO): ubiquitin-dependent protein catabolic process
Cellular component (GO): endoplasmic reticulum
Molecular function (GO): ubiquitin protein ligase activity; ubiquitin-like protein conjugating enzyme binding
Source: RefSeq, a predicted model, not a curated record
CCUUCCUCUGUAUCUGAGCUGUUCUCUCUUCUUUCUCGGGUCGGAAUUUAACCCGAAUUAGACACCAAAAUCUCUCUUUUCUCUAUACUAGUGGACCAGAUCCCUAAUUCACUCAGACAUGGCAAAUCAACUGAAAUUUUUGCUAAUUUCAUAGCAAUUAUACCUCAUUUCUUUCAUCAAAAUUCAAUCUUGCUGCUCAAGUUGAAUUGCCAUGGGGGAUAGUACACCGAAUACGAUGAAUCUUGAUCUGAAUUUGGGACCUGUUGAAAGUCCUACUGAUGAUUCAGAGUCUGUUCCUGCAACAUUUCCCAUUGAGGAUAUGAAUUUAGAGGAUUUGUUAGAUGGUUAUCGAUUUAGGGAAGUGGUUAGGCAAAGGAGGAGCAGAUGGCGGUCAGCUUUGAGAAACAUUCCUGUUCCUGCAGAAGCUAGAAGUAUUGCGAUGGAGUUCAUUGGUAGGAGUGAAUCACAAACAGAUGAUGUUAUUGCUGAGGAGAGGCCCUCGGAGGUGGAAAAUACAUGCGAUAACAAUAACGGGUAUUCACAUGACGAGAUUCUGGGGAAAAAAGAAGACAGUGAAAAGGUUACUAGUGAGGAGGGGGGAAGCUUCUUUGAUUGCAAUAUAUGUUUAGACUUGUCGAAAGAACCUGUUGUGACUUGUUGUGGUCACUUGUUUUGUUGGCCAUGUCUUUAUCGAUGGUUACAUCUGCAUUCAGAUGCAAAGGAAUGCCCUGUUUGUAAAGGGGAAGUGACAAUGAAGAAUGUAAUCCCAAUUUAUGGACGUGGAACUAAUGUGCGAGAGCCUGAAGAGGAUUCAACUCUGAAAAUCCCUCAUAGGCCUCAAGCAAGGCGUGUGGAGAGCUGGAGACAGACUAUUCAAAGGACAGCAUUCACCAUUCCAAUGGAAGAAAUGAUUCGCCGUCUUGGCAGUAGAUUUGAUUUGUCUCAGCUACAACAGCAGAAUUCUGAAGGUUCUCAUGAAUUACCUGAGCGAAGCAGCUCACUGCUCAACCGUAUUCUUACUUCCAGGGGACGCAGAGAACAGAAUCCUGUUCUGCCUUCUGAUGACGUGGUUGACUUGACACAGACCAGUCCAACUAACUCUGAUGUGUGGGAAACCCGUCGUCUUUCCUCUCUUUUACUCCGCAGAUCAAAUUCACAUCGAGCUGCUAAUUAUGCCAAUCUUGCUUCUGCCUUUGGUUCUGGUGGAAGGCUGGUUGAGCCAUACUUCCGUAGUAAUACUGUGGAGAGAAAUCAGGAGCAGCCUCUACCAGUUGAAGAUAGAGAUUCUGUUUCGAGUAUUGCUGCUGUUAUACACUCAGAGAGUCAAACAGUGGAUACUGCUGCUGAAAUAGAUUCUAGGGUGUCCCUUUCUACAUCAUCUUCCAGAAGAAGAAACGAUGCUUCCAGAAUUUCAGAUGUGGAUAGUGGAGAUUCACGUGCACCUAGGAGGAGGAGGUUAAACUGAUUUGCGUUCCUUCUUAUCAUGUUCGGCCUCCAAGCACACCCCUCCCCCCUCCAUUACCCAUAUGUCAUUGAUACUUCUGAGUUUCUUUAGGUGUAUCGGUAGGAAAUGUACUCUUUUCCUUGAGUUUCAUGAUACCUUUUUCAGUUUACUGCUUAGUCUUCUACCAUUAGUUUCGUUAUCCGACAGGUCCAAGCUUUCCAGCUACAAGACAUAUGAAAAGAGGAAAAAAAAGUUGUUUAAAUAAUCGUGCGAAUUUGUCUUUUACCUCUGUAAAUAACCAUGCAAAUGGUAGUUUUAUUGGUAUACCUGCUAUUGAUGUCCUCAAUAAAUUGAGAUUUAUCCAUA